UUCACCGCGAACGCAUACUACUGCAGUGAUUAUCGAUUUUUGUUUUCAUUUGGAUAAACUGUCCAUAGAACAGAACCGAACUCUGCUAAUCUGUCAUUGGUAUUGCGUGCUUGGUUGCGGGUUGCAUUUAUCUCGCGUUCGGAACUGGCUCGGUGGUCAAAUCCAGUGAAGUAUUAUUUCUCUCUGGCCGUGCUUUUCGCUUAUCUAUUUAGUGCUAUUGUUAAUAGAAGCGAUUAGCGGUGAUAAGCGAAAAAUUUUGAUUACUGCAAAAAAACUAAUAAGCUUCAUUGGUGAAUGUGAUUGUUUUCUGGUUCACAGUGUUCCUGCCGGAAGCACUCCUAUACUAAGGUUCUGCGAAAUUUUCGCUAUUGGCCGUGUGCCGGUGGUUGCGGUGGAAUCAAGUGAAACAGUAAAUUUGUGCAGUUUUUAUUUUGCAGUCGAGGCCGAAGAAACUUUUUCCUGACUCGCCUCGUUUAUUGUUGCUAGCACUCGGCGGGGCAUACCUAUUUCGGGGCCGAAUUCUAAAAGUGUCAAUCAACAGGAAACCCGUAUGAAAGCGGCGACCGAAUAAACGAUAAUUUCACGUCAGUCACGAAAUUGCGGUAAAUGUUUCGAUAAACUCGAAAAUGGCAGUCGUAUUUCGGUGCAAUUAGAUUCUGGAUAUACCUACGUUUUGCAGCGUGAAUAUAGUGUUUAGAGUUUAGUGCCGUGACGUGAAAGGGUAGGAAUUUGUUUGGUUUAUCUGUUGGAAGUGAACUUUUCGGGCAGGAAAACAAUUUUUAUUGGAUGUGCUCUGGUGCUUUGACCUAGGUCUGAUAGGAAAUAAUUUUUGGUUAAUUGGUGCUUAUAAAGGUUUCGUGAAUUAUGUUUUUGCAGUUUUAGUGGAAAUAUUGGAAUUUGAAAGCUUCGUUAGGAAUCGUUGAUAGUUUAGUAUUCAAACUAUUCUACUCAGAUCAACUCAUAUUUCGACUUUGUGGUUCUCCAGAUUUAAGGAUUAUUUCAGCUAUCUGCACGUACUUCUAGAGGACACAAAGGCAGCCGGCAGCCAUGGGAAACAUACACACCGUAGGACCGAACGAAGCACUCAUCGUAUCAGGUGGAUGCUGCGGAUCAACAAAGAAGCGUACAAUCGUCGGCGGCUGGGCAUGGGCCUGGUGGUUGGUAACUGACGUCCAGCGGCUUUCGCUGGAAGUCAUGACGCUGAAUCCAAUGUGCGAAAUGGUGGAAACUGCCCAGGGAGUCCCACUAACAGUGACAGGUGUUGCACAGUGUAAAAUAAUGAAGGCCGACGAGCUGCUCGGUACCGCCAGCGAACAAUUUCUGGGAAAAUCGGUGAAGGAAAUCAAGAUGACAAUCCUGCAGACCCUGGAAGGACAUCUGCGUGCCAUUCUCGGAACUCUUACAGUCGAAGAAGUAUACAAAGACCGCGACCAGUUCGCCGCACUGGUGCGAGAGGUAGCAGCACCUGAUGUUGGCCGCAUGGGUAUCGAAAUCCUGUCGUUCACCAUCAAAGAUGUGUACGAUGACGUCCAAUAUUUGCAAUCGUUGGGAAAAGCACAGACGGCCAGUGUCAAGCGAGACGCAGACGCCGGUGUUGCCGAAGCAAACAGAGAUGCCGGAAUACGGGAAGCAGAGUGCGAAAAGAGUGCAAUGGACGUUAAAUAUUCGACGGACACAAAGAUUGAAGACAACGCCCGAAUGUAUAAAUUACAGAAGGCAAACUUCGAUCAAGAAAUUAAUACUGCGAAAGCUGAAUCUCAACUCGCCUACGAGCUGCAAGCAGCGAAAAUUCGCCAGAAGAUUCGUAAUGAAGAAAUUCAGAUCGACAUAGUAGAACGUCGUAAACAAAUUGAAAUCGAAACCCAGGAAAUCGCUCGUAAGGAGUGUGAGUUAUCUGCCACGGUUAAACUUCCGGCUGAGGCAGAGAGCUAUCGUGUUCAAACUAUUGCGGAAGGUAAGCGUACGCAAACGGUCGCAAAUGCUAGGGCAGAAGCAGAACGGAUCAAAAAAAUUGGUGCCGCCGAAGCAGAAGCGAUAGAAAUGAUUGGCAAAGCGGAAGCUGAACGGAUGCGGAUGAAAGCUAAUGUUUACAAACAAUACGGAGAUGCCGCUAUCAUGAAUAUUGUGCUCGAGUCACUGCCAAAGAUCGCCGCUGAGAUUGCUGCUCCUCUGGCGAAAACCGAAGAAAUAGUAUUAAUCGGUGGUAACGAUAACACAACGGCUGACGUGACACGUCUCGUUGGUCAGCUUCCGCCUGCUAUCAAUGCUCUUACAGGAGUGGACCUUUCCAAAGUGUUAGGCAAAAUACCAGGAGCGAAAGCAUAAUAAACACAAAACUGGAGCGUACAUUAACCGCAACCGUUGAGCCGUAAGAUGUUCUAGCAAAUCGUUCAAAAAAAUGUAUUCAAUUGCGACAUUUUUAAAUUUUUAGUACACAAUUCGUACUCAUGUUUGUCCCAGACUAUAAAAAGAAGGAAAAAAACGAAAAAUAUUUGGUUUACCAAAUAGUCUCAAAUUAGACCACCUCUGCGCUUGACCCUUUCUCGUCCGACUUUACACCCUAAUCAGUAAACAUGUUCACAUAUCCGGAUAACAUAAUUAAUCGGUGUAAUUCAAAACACUGAUUAUUGUGCAACACAAUUUUAACUACAGUUUCGAAGAGAAAAUCUAACACAACAAGAACAAACUCAACGGUUCAGCUCUUACUUUCAACAUUUAAUUUACAAACCGCCAAAUUACUAUCAAAAAAAAAAAAAUGGUUCAUGCAGUCAACCAACAUCAGCAGCAGCACACCUCUCAUUUCCAUAAACAGUGACUCGAAAUCGAAAUAAAUAAUCAUAUAAUAUUUUUGAGGGUCCACGUAAAUCGAAUACGUUAGUCUGUUCUUAAUCAUGGAAAUUGAUAUUAAAAGCAACUUCUCGAUAACUAGUUUAAACAAUUCAACGUACAUAAAUAUAUAUUACCAUCAAAAAUCGAAUUACGACGACUGCCAUUGCGGUGUGAACCAAAAAAAAAACACAAAUCUUUCAAAUGCGUGUGAGCAUCUUUUUGUUAUUGUUCGUUUGAACAAAGAUAUGCAUGUUUUAUUUUAUAUUAAGUUACGUUAAUUACGUAUUAUUUUUUGUUUAGAAUAUCAUUGUUUGAUUACUGUGUUCAACCAACCCAAAUAUAUUAAAUGCCCAUUUAAAAACUCUAUAAACCCAAAAAUGUUGCAAAAAAAUCAGCAGUCAUUAGUGCAACUUCAUGCCGAAUGAACGAAAAAAAAUAAAUUUUCAAAUCAAUCUUCUCAGUUUGGCUGAAAAAUUACACAAUUGAGCUAUUGUACAAAUAUGUUAUUUCAUAUAGUUUAGCCGAUGCAUCAACUUUGCAGUUUUUCGAGACCAAAAGCACUUUCUUUCCCCGCAAAGAUAUCCACAAGGCCACCUGGAGAUCAUCUGUUCAACGAAUUAUAAACCAAAUCGACCACGUUGUCAGCGAUGGGUAGCUUUUGUCGAACAUUACCAACAUGCACUCCCCAUGGGGUGCGAAGAUUGCCUCCAACUUGUGUAAUGGUCACAUGUGCGCUCAAAUCUAUCGACGUUAUACCAUUCGAUACUUGGACAACCCAAAAACUGCCUGCAGGAUAGGUCCUACCGUGAGAAAGGCCGCAAACGAGGCGCUAGGUGAAGAAACCACAAGUGCACGAAAUAAUUGGUUCUACGGGGAAUACCAACAAGCGAUGAAGAGGAAAAUAAGUAAGAUUAGGCGAACGGCCCACGAGCCGUUCAAAUAAACCGGUUCACAGGAAACAACGGUCGACAGAAAGACUGCUAUAAAGAACAACGGUUCUUCGAAUGUACCGAAGCUUCGCAAAUCUUUUUUUACUGACCAACUCUCAGCUUAGCGAACAUGCGUACUUGCUGCUGCUACGAUCCUUGUGACUCUCACAAUCUCUCCCAGCCGCGAUCUGGUCGCCGUCAUUACAGCUGAAAAUCUGGUCUACAUUACCAGACGCAAGGCAAGACGUUUCGAUCAAGUGCCACCCAAAUGAAGCUGACAAUAUAAAACGCUAAUCAGACCUCUAGGGACUUGAGAGUCCCGUUGUACACUUAACGAAAGUCAGGAUACUACAGUAAGCCUGGUACGUCGCGAGGCAGGAUUAGAAGGGCUCAAUGAACGUGAAAGAUGGCUCGAUCAGAUCAAAGCUGACUUGCGAAUGCCGAGAAGCUCGAAAAAUUGGCGACGAGCAGCGCAAUGCAGAUACACUUUUGAACACCUGUAAUUCAAAAAUACUAUCUACGAUUUUGAACCAGUUAACAAAUUUUCAGUCAAAACAGAGAAGGUAGAUCCAGAUCGAUUAGCAAUCGUGGAACUGCUUAUUAUCGAUCUGUCGUCUAAAAAGCACCUUAUUCAAGCAGCUACAUGGCUUAGCUCCUCGAAAGAACUGUUCAAUCAUCAGAGAAACGCUUAAUCACUUUCGUUGUAUUUGUAUGUUUGACUCGCACACAAAAAGAAUGUAAUGUUUAUCACGUGUAUUGUGGAAUACAAUAAUAUCAUAGGACACAAAAAUUUUGUUCUCGAAGGCUUACCUGCAAAACAAUUUUUCCUUGCAAUUGUUCUAGUUAAUUCAAAACCAGAUUGAAUAAAAUUCACCUACUUUUCUUUUAUCAAUCACUAAGCAAAUAUGAAGAUAUUUUUCUCAGCCAUACUGAAAAAGGGUAACUAAUGUUCUCGCAGUUUUUGUAACUUUAUUUAAUACCAUAGAUCAUAUAUUUUACGAAGGCACAAAAUAAUGCUGCCAGUAACGAUAUGAACAUUUCUUUUUAGCCAAACCUAUGACACAUAAGUCAACUAACAUUAUUGUUUAUUUCACUUAUUGAUUAAAUAUUGUUCGUUUCAAUUGUUUUUCAUUCUCAUUUUUAUACUUAUUUAACAUCUAUUUUAUAAUAUUCUCGAAGCCAACUUGUUGAAUCUUAUUAAAUGUUGUAACAGACAUUAUUUAAGAUGCCAAUUCUUCCUCUAUGUACAUUCUAAUUUAACUGAAAAUCGAUAGCUAUCAGUAUCUUUAGACUAGCGGAAAGAAUAAACCUCUAUAAAAAUCCACUGGCUAGAAAACUAGUGUAUCACACAUCUAGAGAAAAAGUAGUAAAUCAAAAAGGCUUCGGUAAAAUUUCUUUAAUCAAAAAACUAAACAAGAUCGCGGAUGCAAUUAUUCAGCAUUUUUAUAAUGCCAUCAACAGCCUUGCUAAAACAAAUCUUAUAGCUGAUAAGUCUAGAAAAAUACCAGUUUCGCGUUACAUUAUUCCAGCUUGUGAAAAAAAACAACGUACGACUACGCAGCUUUAAGAAGCCAACAUGUGUGGCAUGUUUGCUCGCUCGCUCUGUCCGCAUAAAUAGUUUAUCGUUUUCUUCUUCUCAUGCCACGCAAAACCUCUAGAAUCGUACAAAUUCCUCUAACUAAAAGUUUAGCAAAAUCAUUACACACUGUUGUCAUCUUCAGUGCACAGCAAGUAGGAUCGAAAUUAUACUAAACCCUAGUGCAAAUUCACGACAAACCGAGUUCACAUCCAGGAAGAGGAAACAUAACUAAAAGGUAAACCUAACUGCAGAUACAAAAUGUAUAUUUUUAUACUCCUUAUAUAUAUUGAGCUAGGCGAAGGAAAUCAAUAUACAAAUGAACGAUAUUAAAAUCAUAUUUUUGAAGUCGUGUAGAACUAGAAAAUAUUCUAACGGAAGAAACUGCAAAUGAUGUCGGGACGCAUCAGAAUCAGUUGGCUUUUCUGCUUAUUCAACCAGAUGUUUAACGAAUUACUAUUACUUUCACGUUCCUCGCUGUGAAACGUCUACGAACAUCACCUACCAAUAGAAACCGUAUCAUUUACUUUGUCACAAUAAGCAAAAUGUAUUAUACUGAACCGAAUGUUACUACAUUUUUAACACACCUAAGUUAAAACUAACGCCAAUUCUGUAUUAUAAGUUUACCAACUUGGGCGAUGAACUUUCAUCCUUAAAUGCAUUUGAACAAGAGUUAACCUUUUAUAAUAGGAUAAAAAUUAACGCAAUGGGUCAUGCAGAAGUAAUUUCCGAACGAACUAAAAAUCCUUUAAAAUCAUCAAAUUAAUAUGCAAACCAUUAUCCUUCCCGAGUUUUGCCCUUUUCACUUUUUCCGUUUUUUGAAGUGUGUGAAUGUGUUCCAAAUCGAUCGAGCAAAUUGUGUAAUCUUGUAAAAAAAACUCACGUACAUGUUAACCUACACGAAACUUAUUUCUGACCAAAGUAAACAAUAUAUAAUCACAGUCAUCAGCAACCAGUGGUUAGUUUCUAAAAAAUAAGCGUUGACGAUGUAAAAGAAAUAAAACUUUUAGUAAAUAUAUGCAGAAAACGUGUAACAACUCUGAUGAUUUAAAUAAAGAAUUAUGUAAG
Molecule: messenger RNA, 6402 nt
Organism: Sabethes cyaneus
Lineage: Eukaryota; Metazoa; Arthropoda; Insecta; Diptera; Culicidae
Gene: Flo2
Product: flotillin-2
Exons: 7
Coding region: 1048-2325 (425 amino acids)
Biological process (GO): regulation of myoblast differentiation; protein localization to plasma membrane
Cellular component (GO): plasma membrane
Source: RefSeq, a predicted model, not a curated record